GAAGGUGAGACUCAUGAGGGAAUACAAGGUAGUGGUGUUAGGGAGCGGAGGGGUUGGCAAAUCUGCCCUCACCGUGCAGUUUGUCACCGGGACUUUCAUUGAGAAAUAUGACCCCACCAUUGAAGAUUUCUACCGCAAAGAGAUCGAAGUGGACUCUUCCCCCUCAGUACUGGAAAUUCUGGACACCGCAGGAACCGAGCAGUUUGCCUCCAUGAGAGAUCUGUACAUCAAAAACGGCCAAGGUUUCAUCCUGGUGUAUAGUUUGGUUAAUCAACAGUCUUUUCAGGAUAUCAAGCCAAUGAGAGAUCAGAUUGUGAGAGUGAAGAGAUAUGAAAAAGUUCCACUAAUCCUAAUAGGAAACAAGGUGGAUCUGGAACCAGAAAGAGAGGUUAUGUCUUCAGAAGGCAGAGCUCUGGCUCAAGAAUGGGGCUGUCCUUUCAUGGAAACAUCAGCAAAAAGUAAAUCAAUGGUGGAUGAACUUUUUGCUGAGAUCGUCAGGCAAAUGAACUAUUCAUCCCUCCCCGAGAAGCAAGAUCAGUGUUGUACAACUUGUGUUGUCCAGUAAAAAAAGAAAACCUCAAUCAUGGCCAUACCGAGCAGAUAAAACUCAGAGGAAAUUUGCACAGAUGCUGCUUUGGAGAACUUUACAACCUGGUUUGCAGAACUGAGCCUUGGUAAACCUGUCUCUAUCACAGCAUGUUGCCAUACAUCUAAUGAAGUGCAUAAGGUCUUUGGCCCUCAAGAUCCAAGGACCUUAACAGUAAUGCUUAGCACGUUUACCAUACAUUUAAAAUCUGUUCUUUAUCAAUCCGUCCUUUUAUAGCUUUUUAAGUUCUUAUUGAUGGCUAAUAUGAAAGGGUUAAUUUUUAAUAUGUUAGUUGAUUUCUUUAAUCACUUUCUCAACUUGUAUUUAUUACUCAAACUCAGUAUUACCUACUCAAUGCCUUUUAAAAGAAAGAUAUAAUGGAGAAAAAUUGAGCCUUAAACAAAUGGUUACUUCUGUAUAUUACCUCGUACCAAUGCUUCA
This is a messenger RNA of Microtus oregoni (creeping vole), 1027 nucleotides long. Its product is annotated as ras-related protein Rap-2c-like. Gene Ontology annotation, cellular component: plasma membrane. Gene Ontology annotation, biological process: negative regulation of cell migration; Rap protein signal transduction. Lineage: Eukaryota; Metazoa; Chordata; Mammalia; Rodentia; Cricetidae. Gene Ontology annotation, molecular function: GTP binding; GDP binding; GTPase activity. The record is from RefSeq and is a predicted model, not a curated record. The transcript is spliced from 3 exons. Bases 14 to 565 code for a protein of 183 amino acids.